UGGCACAAGCCGGGAGCAGGAGCAUCUUUCUCCCCAGCAUGCAGACCCCUGGGAGCAAGCGCUCCUCCUGCCCUCGUUUCAGGCUCCGGGAAGUGGCGUCCAUGUACUUCACCAUGCUCGCGCUGUUCCUAGUCAUCCUGGUGGCAGCUCUUCAAGGCACAGCUCCCCAGGAGAACUACUUCCCUUACAAGGUGCCCCUCGACCCCCGGGGGCUCAUGGAGCUGGCAUGGAACGUCAGCUACCCCGAGCAGGUGGUGCAUUUCCAGGUCUUCAUCAAGGAGCUGAAGUUCGGGCUGCUUUUCGGGAUGUCAGACCGGGGCGACUUCGAAAACGCAGACCUGGCUGCGCUCUGGAGCGAUGGGCACAGCUCCUACUUUGGGGAUGCGUGGAGUGAUCAGAAAGGGCACUUACAUAUGGACUCCCAACAGGACUACCAGCUCCUCAGCGUGCGCCGAACCCCAGAGGGCCUCUACCUGGUCUUCAAAAGAGCCUUCAGCACCUGUGAUCCAAAGGACUACCUUAUAGAGGAUGGCACUGUGCACCUUAUCUAUGGGAUCCUUGAGAAACCGGUCCCUUCUCUCCAAGCAAUCAACAUCUCUGCCAUCUACAAGGGGCUGCAGAGGGUACAGCUGUUGAAGCCUAACAUCACUACCCCUGAACUGCCCAGAGACAUGAAGACCAUGGAAAUAAGGGCCCCUGAUGUAGUCAUUCCCAGCCAGGAGACGACAUACUGGUGCUAUAUGGUGGAGCUUCCAGACAACUUCCCAAGACAUCACAUUGUCAUGUACGAGCCAGUGAUCACAGCAGGCAACGAAGCGCUGGUCCAUCACAUGGAAGUCUUCCAGUGUGCGGCUGAGUUUGACAGCUUCCCACACUACAACGGACCCUGCGACUCCAAGAUGAAGCCGGAGCGACUGAACUACUGCCGACACGUGCUGGCAGCGUGGGCCAUGGGAGCUCAGGCCUUCUACUACCCUGAAGAGGCAGGUCUCGCUUUCGGGGGUCCGGGCUCCUCCAAGUAUUUACGCCUUGAGAUCCACUACCACAACCCCCUGGUCUUCCAAGGUCACCACGACUCCUCAGGGAUCCGCCUUUAUUACACAGCCACACUGAGACGCUACGAUGCCGGCAUUAUGGAGCUUGGCUUGGUCUACACGCCGGUGAUGGCUAUACCUCCUGGGGAACCCGAGUUCUUCCUGACAGGCUACUGUACGGAUAAAUGCACCCAAGUGGCUCUGCCUCCCGCUGGGAUCCGCAUCUUCGCCUCCCAGCUUCACACUCACCUGACGGGAAGGAAGGUGGUGACCGUGUUGUCCCGGGAAGGAAGUGAACGGGAGAUAGUGAACGCAGACAAUCACUACAGCCCUCACUUCCAGGAGAUCCGCAUGUUAAAGAAGGUGGUUUCUGUCUUUCCGGGGGAUGUGCUCAUAACAUCCUGCACGUACAACACAGAGGACAGGGACCAAGCCACUGUGGGUGGGUUUGGCAUCAUGGAAGAGAUGUGCGUCAACUAUGUGCACUAUUACCCUCAGACGCAGCUAGAGCUGUGCAAAAGCGCCAUUGAUCCCGGCUACCUGCACAGAUACUUUAAUCUUGUGAACAGGUUCAAUGACGAGGAGAUCUGCAUGUGCCCACAGACCUCGGUCACACAGCAGUUUGCUUCUGUCCCAUGGAACGUGUUCAACAGAGAUGUCCUGAAAUCCCUCUAUGGCUUUGCUCCGAUCUCCAUGCACUGCAAUAAAUCCUCCGCCAUCCGCUUCCCGGGCGAAUGGGAGAAGCAGCCUCUUCCACAGAUCGCCAAGAUGCUGCCAGCACCCACCCCACAUUGCCCCCCUCCACCAGCACCUCCGCCUCCACCCGCCGUGCUUAUCAACCUGGGCAAGACCAAAGCAGACUGAAGGGACAUCUGGCUUCCCCUGCCACGAUGCACGAUGCCACGAGACACUUUUGGACACACUGGGGCGCUUUUGAUUUUGGUUCAAGCUUUUGCAAUGCUGCAAUGGAGAGGGUGGGAGCAGGCUGGAGGGGUUGCCUUAGAGAUUUAUAAGCUUCCUGAAAUGAGGGUCCACCCGAGAGCUGCUUUUAUCCUGCACGGGGUGGGAAGAGGGUAGAGAGAAUAUAAAGGACUCCUCUCUGCACAAACACA
Molecule: messenger RNA, 2146 nt
Organism: Alligator mississippiensis (American alligator)
Lineage: Eukaryota; Metazoa; Chordata; Crocodylia; Alligatoridae
Gene: DBH
Product: dopamine beta-hydroxylase
Exons: 12
Coding region: 39-1898 (619 amino acids)
Biological process (GO): norepinephrine biosynthetic process; dopamine catabolic process; octopamine biosynthetic process
Cellular component (GO): secretory granule membrane
Molecular function (GO): dopamine beta-monooxygenase activity; copper ion binding
Source: RefSeq, a predicted model, not a curated record